UGGGUACCUGGGGGUCGCGCCGAGUACGCUGACGGGUGCGAGGUGGUCCCCGAAUACCAGAGCCAGCGCGAAGGGCUCCGACAAGGAGGGGAGAUCAAUUAUGUGGCGGGCGAGCUGGGGGGGUUUGAUGAUGGUUGAGUGGUGUAGGUCUGGCUGCGAUACGUCGGUGAACGCCGUCGUAACCCACAUGUGUCUGAAGCGUAGUCUUCGACUGCAUGCGCCGGCACGGCUUCCAGGUUUGUCUGAACCAAUCGGCUCGCCUGCAGAUGCCUUGUGUUACCGCGAUGCCGCGCCUGUGACGAGGUGCUACAUGCGCGGCUGCUCUGAUGAGCAUACACAUGACGGGCCCCGUUGCGCAACCUAGGCCGUGUGUCGGAGACUCGGAGUUGGUUACGCUCUUUCGAGUCUGAC
Messenger RNA from Colletotrichum navitas, 411 nucleotides. RefSeq lists its product as uncharacterized. Bases 101 to 364 code for a protein of 87 amino acids. The transcript has a single exon. NCBI's taxonomy places the organism in Eukaryota, Fungi, Ascomycota, Sordariomycetes, Glomerellales, Glomerellaceae. The record is from RefSeq and is a predicted model, not a curated record.